Ornithodoros turicata is the source of this 1199-nucleotide messenger RNA. RefSeq lists its product as uncharacterized. The transcript has 11 exons. Lineage: Eukaryota; Metazoa; Arthropoda; Arachnida; Ixodida; Argasidae. Gene Ontology annotation, molecular function: metalloendopeptidase activity. Gene Ontology annotation, biological process: proteolysis. The record is from RefSeq and is a predicted model, not a curated record. Bases 78 to 1154 code for a protein of 358 amino acids.
CUGCCUUGUUUCGUACGCGAUUUCCAGGAACUGAAUUGAAGGUGUGGUAUAUAUGUUCAGAUAUUUCUCCCGCUCACAUGAGGAAAGACAAAAUGUCGGGUAUUAUUUUGCUCGUGCUGCUGUCGACUCUCACCGCGGGGAAUGCCAUUGAUGCGCGUAACGACAAUGGGAAGGCCGCUGGGUCUGUGUUGAAUAUUAGUGUACACGUCUACACGGAUGUCAAUUUUACGAACCACUUCAGUACUUCUAAGGAGGCAACGGAUUACUUGCUGAGGUUUCUCAAGUCGGUGUUCCUGCGGUUCCAAAAGGCACGCCCACACCUGAAACUGUAUUUACGGAACAUAACUCUCCUAAACGACACGAAAGUGGAAGACGAGUGCUUUAGUUAUGGAGAAUUCAACCACAGUGCGUACUACGCCAGUCACCGCAGCCCCACGAAGUAUGUUAAACUUGAAAACUCAUUAAGAACGUUCAAGAACUGUACGAAGAACGCAACUUCUCCUGCAUACAGAACCAACAAUGCCUCAUUAGUACUCGUCUUGACGUCAUAUGAAACAAGAAAGGUAGGAGGCAUCGCAGGAUUCCAGCCAUGGCCAGGUCUUGCAUCAAAAAAAGCAGGAAUAUGUACUGAGGAUAACCUGGCGAUCUCUCCCGACAUGCCGGGAGUUUACAUUGGAGUGCUUGCAGCCGUGAGAGUACUUGGUCACCUGAUGGGAGCGGAGUAUGAUGACUUGAGAAAAGGCAAGGGUGCAAGCAACCCAGACUGCCAAGCAUCCGACCGUUUCGUGAUGUCUCGCUUUGAAAACAAGGAGCAGUCUAACAGGUUCUCUGACUGCUCUUUGGAGGAAAUGGAGGCAACACUGAAAAAUAUGACGUGCACGGAUACAGGGCCCGAGCCACCUGAGUACAAGAUCAACUCAACGAUUAAAUAUCCUGGCGAAGACAUGAGUCGUGAAGUCCAGUGUAAAAAGAUUCGGCCCAAUUAUGUUGCGGCUGGGAGGAACAAGUACCAAUGUUUGCUAGAAUGCCAGCACACUGGCGUAUCAGUCGGAGGAUUGUUUACAUAUCAGAUGCUUGACGGACAGCAUUGCACAGAUGAGCAAUUCUGCUACGGCGGCCUGUGCAGCGAUCGCGCACCGGCCGGUCACGAGUAGUACGACUGCGGACCAUGCCCGUGUGACAACAUGCGGACCAUGCCA